GCCGAGUAGUACAGACGUCCCUCGACAACUCUCACUUUAGUUAUGUAGUGGCACUCGCCUGUUUAUACAAGUGUUAAGUUGAUCGUUUCAUGUGAUACCGCUCGUUGAGGUUGGCAUUAUGUUUAUUAACAGUUCGAUCUUCAAAUAGUUUUGUGUGGGAUUUUUGUUUUGAUAUUCUGUAUCGGAACUUGGAUUUCUAUCUGCGUCCAGGAUAUUUGGAUUGUUUGUGUGACAGAAUGACGCCACAAGAGGAACGGGAGAACGCGCGGGGCGCGGAGAUCGCGGACGCGUUUGAAGAAGAGAUGUUUGGGCCUCCACGCACGGAGCCCGCCGCAAGGCCCAAGCUGUCCAUGAUCUCAGCUCGGCUGCGCGCCAACGAGGAGCGCAAGCGCGUCAUCGAGAUCUGCUCGCAGAAGCUCGAGAACAUUGAGGAUCCGGCGCGCGACCUGCGCCGCUCCGUCUGCAUCAACAACACGUACUGCCGCCUGAGCGAGGAGGCGCGACGAGAGAAGGAGGCGCGGCGGCGGCGCGCGCGCGAGGAGUGCGACGACUCGUGGGUGGGCAAGAAGGCACGACGCGCGGUCGAAGACGAGUGCCUCGCGCUGCUGGACGCGAUCCCCGAGCUGGGAGACGCGAGCCUGGGCUGCGCACAGCUGGCGCGGCAGGUGCCGCGUCAGGACGUGCCGCUGCUGCCGCCCGGCCUGCUCACCGUGCUCGACUCAUGACCGCGCCGCGCGCACCUCCACGCCUCGCUGUGAUGCGAGCGCGAGUGAUAUGCUCGCGUGGCCCGAAUGCACGAGUCGCUGACCGCGUUACCGGACACUGCAUUUCGAGCGCGCUCGCCGCCGGCGCUCGAAUAUAUCGCGCGGACUCCCGAGUGGACGUUCGGGAGCCCCGGUACAGCGCCGCGGAUGACAUGUUAUGAUUAUGUUACCCCGGACCGACAGUGACGUUUAGCCAAUUCUUUGUUAUAGAAGAGUACUUACUUUGUUAGCGUGUUUUUAUUAUUUAGUGAAAGUUGCUCAGGCGCUGCUGAGAGGCGCGGUCCAAA
Pectinophora gossypiella (pink bollworm) is the source of this 1051-nucleotide messenger RNA. RefSeq lists its product as uncharacterized. Bases 237 to 725 code for a protein of 162 amino acids. The transcript is spliced from 2 exons. The record is from RefSeq and is a predicted model, not a curated record. NCBI's taxonomy places the organism in Eukaryota, Metazoa, Arthropoda, Insecta, Lepidoptera, Gelechiidae.